AGAUACACUCCAGUGAUGGCCAGUCGCCCGCCUGAAAAGGGCGUGGACCAGCAGCACCCCAAGGUCCUCCACCCCUCCAAGUCCUUCAGCCGUCUCGAGCCCUCCAAGAGCCCCCUCUCCCGCAGCCGCGCAAGCACUCUCCAAGGGCCCCCGGUGCCUGAUAUUCUCUUCCCCCAGGAUGUCGUGAUGUCCCCACAGGCUGAGGACGGAGAGGAGAAGAAGGACAUAUUUGCGUCCAAGGACGACAAUGAGUCCGUUGAUGGAGAGCUGGACGAGCAAGAUGCCCCGCAUAUCAAGUUGCCGGACACCUUCGAGGAGCUCCCCAUCGAGAUACGGAGUCUGACGGAGAGAUUCCUAGAGUCUCUAUCCGCCAAAGUCCAUCCCGCGCCCCUGUCUAUCGAUGCCCUCUCCGAUCUAUACCAAGACUUCUACUCCCGCGCCUCGUCCCACAUAGGAACUCACAUCGCAACCCUAAUCUCCCGCUUGUCACGAGAGCAGUCUACGCCUCCCAGUGCGGGCAAAGGGAGCAAACCAGCAUCUAUAAGUUCCCGGAAAGGGACCGACCAACCAUCGGCUGGUGAGCAGCAGAUGCUCACUCCCUCGGAAAUAUCAGACAGAAAGAAGGCCCGGCGGAUAUUGGAGCUUAAACGCGGCGCCCUAGAAGAAGCUGUGGAGCGAGCAGUGUGCGAAAAGCUGUAUGAUCGGAUAUGGCGCCAUCGGAGCACCGACGACGAGGAACGGGACCAGAAGCUGAGGUCCCGCACCGCUGCCUUAUCGUUGGUCGGCAUAGGCCUCAAGGAGCUCCUCGUAAACACAGACGAAGUCACCGAAGAUAUAAAAGAAAGAACCACGGAAAAGGAGCUAGAGAUCAAAGAAUGGCUGUCUGCGGCUAGGAUCGAUAUCCAGAAGAUGGAUAACGAGAAGUAUCCACUGGGAAAGCUGCAGCAUCUCACUGCAGCUCAUAAGAGCAUAGUCGAAGCGCUUUCAAAGAUAUUCCCGGCCACGUCCUCGGCUGAUGAAAUACUACCUACGCUAAUAUACUCGCUCAUUACCUCCCCUCCAGCCACCAUCAAUGUUAUCAGCAACCUCAAUUUCAUCCAGCGGUUUCGUGGUUCGAGCAAGAUGGAUGGUGAAGCUGCAUACUGUCUCGUCAAUCUGGAGGCGGCUAUAUCAUUCCUUGAAACUGUUGACUUGUCUUCUUUGCGGGCGAACGAGGGCCCUGAGGGCCCAGGGAAAUCAAAUAGCCGGCCUACAACUCCUAGAACCGAGAUGACGCCUAUGAAAUUGGGUCUUUCGCCCGUGGAAUCCCCUCCUAUUAGACCUAGUAUAUCUGGUGUUACAGCAUCGUCCAGCGACCUAAGUGGUUCCCCAACAACGACGAAGUCCCAACGCCGGCUGAGCAAUCUCAUCCAAUCACAAACAACCCGAAUCGAACAAGCAAGUGAUGCUGUUCGUGAGAGUAUAAUAGAUAGUGCCGAUCAAGCCCUCGACAGCAUCAACAGUACUCUUGAGAACAGCUUCCGCUUUAUUUUUGGCCGCUUGAAAGAGAAGGGGGCCGCACCGGGUCAGCCCGAGCCUUCGCUCCCAAAAACACUCGAGGAAGCCCGAAAGCUCGUUAGCUCACCUACGUUACCAGACGACGACAACGCCAGCGUGAGUGCCACUAGCUCCAUCGCUGAACAGGCCGACGAAACUCCCGAAGAGAAACCAGACCUCAACUCCAAGAUGGCCGAUAUCUUCGGUGGCCGCCGUCCCAUCCGAGACCGCAGUGUAGAUAGCACGAAAAGCGGAGGAAGCAACAACGGAAAGCGUGUCGCUUUCACCGAAGGCAAGGCUGCUAGUCCCACCCCUCCGAAACCAGAUCAAGGCAGCACAACUACCCCACCCGCGGGCAAUGCAGCCGUGGAGUCUAUGCGUAAUCUGGGUAACACACUGAACCCGCUCAGCCGCUUUCCAAACAUGAACAUGAUCCCUCGCUUUGGUCGCGUCAAUACUCCUCCUGUCGUGCCGCCGGCCGCCGGGGAUAAGGGGAAGCAGCUAUCAACUCCACCGCUCUCAUCCUCCUCGGAAGAUCUUUCCAAGGAGGCUCGAGCCAUUACCGCGCUAGAUGUAUUGAGGAAAACAACACCACCUGUAAAACGUUUCCUGGAGUUGAAGGAUGUUAAGGAACUGAAGAUUGGGGAAAUUGAAGAGCUACUGAAGGAAUAUCAACGGCUAGCAGGUGCUUUGAGGGCCGCGAUAAACUCAUGAUGCAUUCCUUCCAUCGGAAACCGGAGUCUGGCGUAGUGUUGGAUAGUUACAUCACAAGAUAGACUACAGCUCUGUUUGUAUAGAGAAGCGCCAUUGGGCUCUGCUUACAUCAUUCCGCCAAACAUCUGCUAGUGACUUGAUACGAUAUGGCAUUGUAAAUCUUUCUAAUGCAUAUUGAACCCUUCUUGUGAAGUCUCGCUAAAAAAUAUCAGCGAGCUGAGCUUACGUAUUGGUGCUCCGACCUGCAGCAAGCUAGAUAAUUCCGGUAG
Molecule: messenger RNA, 2519 nt
Organism: Mytilinidion resinicola
Lineage: Eukaryota; Fungi; Ascomycota; Dothideomycetes; Mytilinidiales; Mytilinidiaceae
Exons: 2
Coding region: 16-2250 (744 amino acids)
Biological process (GO): vesicle-mediated transport
Cellular component (GO): endocytic vesicle; cytosol
Molecular function (GO): guanyl-nucleotide exchange factor activity; small GTPase binding
Source: RefSeq, a predicted model, not a curated record